Contarinia nasturtii (swede midge) is the source of this 1088-nucleotide messenger RNA. RefSeq lists its product as uncharacterized. The coding region runs from base 10 to 918 and encodes 302 amino acids. Lineage: Eukaryota; Metazoa; Arthropoda; Insecta; Diptera; Cecidomyiidae. The record is from RefSeq and is a predicted model, not a curated record. The transcript has 3 exons.
UUGUCAAAAAUGAAAAGUGCAUCGAUUUUGAUUGUAAUUUUGUUUGUGGCGUCAAUUGCUGUUGCAUUCAAUGUAAGCGACGAGAUUAAAAUCGAUAAUUUAGCGACCACACCUGAGCACACAUUGAACGGUAGUAAUGAUGAUGCAGCCAAUAGUCGGAUGGAAGUGGACAUUCGAAUUGAUAAAUUCAAUAUUACCAAAUCAAACGAAUCCAUUGAUUUUGGCGGCAAAUCGAACGUAGAUAUAAAAAAUGAUGACCGGAAUCAAACCGACACACUUAUUACGUCCAGUGUUCAUUUGCGAAAUUCUAUUCAGACGCAUUCCACACGAACAUCGCGGGGAUUUUUGGGUCUGUUUAUUAUACCAUACAUCGUUUGCUUUUUUGUAGCGAAAGGAUUCUGGCCCAUGUAUCCAUCAAUGUUGCAGUAUCAAGUGAACGAAAUGGGUAAAAAAGUGUUUUCCCAAAGCGAUGAACGUAUCCGACAAUUCUGCUGUGGAAAACUUAAUUUUCAAGAGUCAUGCUAUCGACCAGUUUUAUUUAAACUUGUACCAGUUGAUCCGACCGAUUGUCCGCCAUUGCCAUCGACUGAAUCGACGCCAACAACUACAAAUCCAGCUCCACCUCCAGCCUCGAAUGCACCACAAACAUGGGGCAAUAUGCCGGCACGAAUUGCAUCCAAACCAUCAAAAACUGCCCAACAAAAUACCGAUGUAGAAGUCUUUGAUUCUGGCAAAAAACCCUCACCGACAAAACCCGAUGAAACGCCGAAUAUUAACAUCGAAAUUCACAAUGUAUUUUCGUUUGGUACGACAGGGAAUAAUACAACCAAUGCACAACCACCGCGAACCGAACAAACCGAUAAUAAAAUUAGUAUAUCAAAAAAUGAGCAAAAUAAUCCGCCCGUCAUUUUUGCAUAAAGAAACAGUUCUAAAAGUGAAUGUCAAGUGAAUUAUUUCAACGAUAUAAAAACACACACACAUCGCAUUAAAUAUAGGCAAAUCAAUUAAAAAAAUUAAAUAGUAAUAAAACUAUACAAGUAAAAAUGGCUAAACAUUUAGAAAAUAUGUAAAUAGAUGAUUUAAGCAUA